This is a messenger RNA of Schistosoma bovis, 2573 nucleotides long. The record is from the annotation of a GenBank genome assembly. NCBI's taxonomy places the organism in Eukaryota, Metazoa, Platyhelminthes, Trematoda, Strigeidida, Schistosomatidae.
UUAAUGUCUACCAAGAUAUCAUCUCUCUGAUUGUACCGUCAUUCUAAUAUUAAGUGCAGUAAUUUGCCAUAUUUAUGGUUUCACAAGCAUUUCUAAUGUAAAAACCGAAAUUCACAUGUGUACAACAUUUGCACUGCUUAUUUCCAGGGUUUUGAACUAAUACCGCAAUAAACUAUCAGUGGAGAUAGUGAAAGCAGAUUGACCUUGGAGAAAUCAUGUUCAGAAUUUGAUUCAAAUGGAAUCUACAUUUUCAGAGGAGUUAUUGAGGAUCUACUACCGAAGACUUUUCCCAUGCGAUCUGUUUGCACAGUGGCUUACAUAUAAUUCUCGAAGUAGUGGGCUUUCUAAAAGAGAAUUCAGUUUCACACUGAAUGGUGAUAUCUAUCUUAGAUAUCAGAGUUUUGAUUCGUCGUCGGACCUUAGGAAGGAUCUAGUCAAGCUAUGCCCUAUUAAGAUUGAUAUUGGGGCAGUUUACUCAACUUCUCCGAGGCUUCAUCGUUCAAUUUUAUCUUCUUCACUCAAGCCUGAAUGGAAAGAAUUAGUUUUCGAUAUUGAUUUGACUGAUUAUGAUGAAGUUCGUUAUUGUUGUGGUGAACAAAGUACUUCUGGAUCUUCUAUUUGCCUUCGAUGCUGGCAACUUGCUCGUUCUGCAGUCCUCUGUAUCGACCGUGCCUUAAGAGAAGACUUUGGGUUCCAGCAUUUAUUGUGGGUGUAUUCAGGUCGUCGUGGAGUUCAUUGCUGGGUAUGUGAUCGUUCCGCUCGGCAUUUAGAUCAAACUUCGCGUACAGCUAUCGCGGAGUAUUUAACUUUGGUUAGAGGGGGUAACGGUAAGAAGCCCACACUUACUGCUGGUAACUUCUCAAAAUCUUAUGAUUCACAUUCACAUGGGAAUAUUGAGCCAAUUUUUCAUCCUUGUGUGGAUGCAGCUUGUGAUAUAUUGAUGCCUCGAUUCACAACUUAUUGCAGUACAACAAAUGGUCAAAAUUUAUUCGGAAAUAAAAAACGUUUGGAUAAGUUACUGUCAUUUUUACCGGUUGAGUUAAAAGAUCUUCGUGAACGACUUUUAGAUGAGUGGUCUACCGAUACUCAAGAAAACAAAGAAGAAGUAUCUACAAAAAGAUGGAACACAUUAAGAAAGUUUUUGAAAGAAAAUGGUCGCGCAAAUGUUUUGAAGGAAAUAGUCUUAAAUUUCACAUACCCUAGACUAGAUGUUAAUGUGUCAACAGGUCUUAAUCAUUUACUGAAGAGUCCAUUUUGUGUGCAUCCGAAAACUGGUUAUAUAUGCAUACCAUUUAUUCCACAAGAAGUCGAUAAACUUGAUCCAUUUAAUGUACCAACAUUAAAUGAACUUGUAGAACAGCUUUCUUCUGUAACAAAUAAUGAUCAUGAUUGUGGUAAUAAUGAUGAAAAUAUUUCAUCCAAUGAUAGACAUUUAUUAUCGUUUAAGAAUACCUCUUUAAGGUCUUCAAUUGAAUAUUUUGAGACUUUCAUAAAACAUGUUUUAAAAGCAGAAAAUUCAUGUUUUAAUGUUAAUCAAGCUGAGGGUAAUUCAGAUUCAUUUAAAUCUAUUCCUGUAUUUUAACACUUCCUUUUGUAAAAGAGAUUUUAAAGACAGUAUAUGAAUUAUGUUAUAUUAUUAUUAUUAUUAUUAUUAUUGUUAGUAUUCAAAAGCUUUUUUAUUUGUACACCAUGUUAAUAUUUCUCAACUCCGACUUCAUUACAGUCAACAGCAUUACUUCUAUCCUCUUCUUUCUUAUCGUGCUAACUAGAGUCAAGAGGAUCAGUUAAGUAGUUGGAGCUUUUUGAUCAUAACCUCAAUGUAUCAAUUAAAAACACACUUAAAUUGAUCUUUUGUAUAUCAAGUAUAAUGGUUAGAAUUUAUGUACUGACUUUUUUGUCACAUAGUGGAAAUCAUAGUAAAAAUUUAUUAGAAUUUCAUGAGCAUAGUUCACACCGAACAAUUUAAUGCGACGGAAAUUCGUCUCAAUCGAUAUUGGUUUCCUUUCUUAUAAGUCGUUAUGUCUCAUGGACGAACGCAGUUGCUUACAAAUUAAAUCAUAUUAAAGGAUAAUGUCUUGAUGAGAAAUAUUGGACAAACACAGAUAAAAAACAAAAUUUAUAAGACAACAUUCUACUGUAGUUAUUUUAGUAAUACAUUUUUUUACGUCUAAUCAUGUUGGACAUCUCACGUGUGUACUUAAUUUUUUCACUGAAGCACAUUAUGAAGUAGAAUUUCUUAUUUAAUAAAGUUCCGCUUUCUAGAUCUCGGGGAUAAAAAUAAUAAGCUAAAAAGGUGUGUCACAAAGGUACUUAUAACUGUUUUGGUCUAAUUUAUAACACUUGUCCAAGAUGCUCCAGGCGAGCGACUUUACCAACCCAUAUUCGUAGAUUCUUUUCAAAGGAGAGGCUUGAACAAUUUUUAACGGAAAAAUGGAUUUCCACAGCAUUUUUUUUACUGAACACACAAAAACGGUGGAAAUAUCAAGCAAAAUAUAACUCAUAAGUAAAUGUUGUUUUUAUUCUGCCUCUCUCCAUUGUUCCAUUCGAGUAGUGGGGUUAGGCAGGGUUGCCCA